This is a messenger RNA of Myripristis murdjan (pinecone soldierfish), 1322 nucleotides long. RefSeq names its product E3 ubiquitin-protein ligase TRIM58. NCBI's taxonomy places the organism in Eukaryota, Metazoa, Chordata, Actinopteri, Holocentriformes, Holocentridae. The record is from RefSeq and is a predicted model, not a curated record. Bases 1 to 1299 code for a protein of 432 amino acids. The transcript is spliced from 9 exons. Gene Ontology annotation, molecular function: protein binding.
AUGCAACAUUUUGAGAUGAAAGGCAUUCUGAAACAUAAAACCAAGCACUUCUCAGAUGUGGAGGGCACCACCCUGAGCAGCAGCAUCGGGGCGGUGCGCUGGAACCUGCCGGAGGAAAGGGUCACAGCUCACAGCUCAGCCCCCAGCAGAAACAACAAUGCCAGCAGCCCCGGCACACAGUCGCAGAAACAAACUCGUCAGAGUGGCCUGAAGGAUCUGCGCAGCCUUCAGGAGUGUGUCCAGUUCAUCAAACACUGGAAGGAACAAGUAGACCAAGUGUGCAAGGGCGGUAAAGGCACCAGUAAAAAUGAGGCCCGAAUGUCUGACCGGCGCACCGAGCGCAGCCUGGAAGAGAGUAGGAAACUGAUCCUGGAGUGGGCCAACGAGCUGCACCACAUUGACAAGCUGCUGAAAGAAACACCCUGGGUGUCCGAGAGCCAAGAAGAUGAUGAGAAACAGGAUGUGGACGGCAAAGAGGAUUCACAAAUGAGGAUCAUGGAGUGGGCCAAGGAGCUGCAGAUGGCCUCAGAGAGUUGUGGUGUGCAGAGCGAGGAGCUCGGCCAGGUCCUGCGCCUGCUGGGCCUGAGGAAGAAGAGGCUGGUCAACCUGCUGCCCCUGCUGGAGUUCAUCACCUGGUCUCUGCUCAGGGAGGACUGCACGAGGUUGAUUCCUCAGUUAUGGCUACUGACCAAACAGCGGACCUGGAAGGCAGGAAUUCCACGCUACAUCCCCAACUCAGUGUGGUCUUGGAUUGUCAAGGCAGCAGCUGAUGUGAUGCUCGACCCCAACACCAACCACCCCUGGCUGCAGCUGUCGGACGACCAGCGCAAGGUUCAGGAGGGGAUCUCGGAGUCCGAUCUGCCUUACAGCUCCCAGCGGUUCAACAGCUGGCCCUGCGUGCUGGGCUGGGAGGGUUACGCCAGCGGCCGCCACUACUGGGAGGUGGACAUCGCCAACAAUGGCUACUGGCGCGUGGGGCUGACCACCGCCGAGUCCAAGCGCCAUGGCCGCUUCCCCAUGACCCCCCAGCAGGGCUACUGGGCCCUGUGGCGCAGCACCCACCAGUUUUACGCCUGCACUAAGCCGGAGACCCCGCUGCCCGUGGGCCUUGUGCCGCGCCGCAUCGGCGUCUACUUGGAUUACGAAGAGGGCCAGAUCUCCUUCUACAACGCCGACACCAAGUCCCACAUCUACACCUUCACCGGGACCUUCAGAGGGAAGCUGUACCCACUGUUCGCCCCAAUGGAUGGGCGUACGCUCAUGACCAUCAUCCCACCACACAAAAUCUCUGUGAAUUAAUGAGGCAUCAUCUGCAUACAGGG